Oppia nitens is the source of this 1356-nucleotide messenger RNA. Its product is annotated as beta-1,4-mannosyltransferase egh-like. The transcript has a single exon. Gene Ontology annotation, molecular function: beta-1,4-mannosyltransferase activity. Gene Ontology annotation, cellular component: cytoplasm. NCBI's taxonomy places the organism in Eukaryota, Metazoa, Arthropoda, Arachnida, Sarcoptiformes, Oppiidae. The coding region runs from base 1 to 1356 and encodes 451 amino acids. The record is from RefSeq and is a predicted model, not a curated record.
AUGUUAAAACUAUCGGCAAAUGUUAAACACAGUUUACACUGUAUUUUAUUGUUGUCGACAAUCAUUGGCUAUGAAUUACUGUCGUAUUAUUCAAAUCCCAAUACUGACCAAUCGGUUAGCGAUUUGUUUAGCGAUUACAGUCUGUGGACAGCAUUGGCUAUAUUACUGUAUAAUCUAUUAAACUUGUUGUCACUGCCUAUGAAUUUAUUUAGUAUUAUUGGACUACUUUUGUACAAUGCUUUCAAAGAUGAUAUUAAGAUUAAAAAAUUGAAAUCAAUUGAGAAAAAGAUACCAUUUCUAUGCAUACGUGUUGUCACGCGUGGAGAUUAUCCACAAUUGGUCCGCAAGAAUGUCGAUCGCAAUAUGAAAACAUGUUUAUCGGCAGGUCUUAGAGAUUUUAUUAUCGAAGUGGUCACCGAUCGGGCCAUUGGUCUCAAAACAAGUACAAAAAUACGCGAAUUGGUUGUACCCGACGGCUACCGAACAAAAAGCGGCGCUCUUUUUAAGGCCAGAGCUUUGCAAUACUGUUUAGACGACGGGAUCAAUACAUUGAAGGACAACGACUGGAUCGUACACUUGGAUGAGGAAACAGUUAUCACAAAAAACUCGGUUAACGGUAUUAUAAACUUUGUCAGAGAAAGUAGACAUCAGUUUGGUCAGGGAGUGAUCACUUACGGCAAAGACGGUAUAGUCAACUGGUGGACAACAUUAGCCGAAUCGUAUCGUGUGGCCGAAGAUCUAAGUGUUUAUCGUUUACAGUUUUCAAUGUUUCACAAACCGUUGUUUGCUAUAAAAGGUUCAUAUAUUGUGGCCAAUUCAGGUGCCGAACGGUCGGUAACAUUUGACAACAACGGUCCCAAUGGUUCCGUUUGUGAAGAUAUUUUUAUGGCAUUCAAUGCCUAUCGCCGGGGCUAUACGUUUGACUUCAUUGAAGGGGAAAUGUAUGAAAAAAGUACGUUCACUGUCUGGGAUUUUAUUAGGCAACGAAAACGUUGGAUUCAAGGUCUACUAUUGCUUAUCUAUACGUCCAACAUUGAGCACCGGUAUCUAAUAUUGCUCGAGAUUGUACACCUGAGCAUGUUUGCCAUGUAUAUACAGCUUAUUGAUCUAAUCUAUCCAGUACCAACUGUCUACUGGUGUCAACUAAUCAAUCGAUUGACAGUAUCGGUAGUAGUUUAUCAACAAUUGUUUGGUACAGUCAUACAGUUUGAUUGGCGUCAGAUUGGUAUCAAAAAAUUCAUACUAUGUCUGGUCGGGUCAGUACUGGUCAUACCAUUCAAUUAUGUUUGCUUUUUGAUUGUCAUUUUGUAUGCAUUGUUAACAAAGAAACAUGAAUUUUUUGUUGUACAAAAAUAA